Molecule: messenger RNA, 3013 nt
Organism: Capra hircus (goat)
Lineage: Eukaryota; Metazoa; Chordata; Mammalia; Artiodactyla; Bovidae
Gene: BRME1
Product: chromosome 7 C19orf57 homolog
Exons: 7
Coding region: 108-2117 (669 amino acids)
Biological process (GO): double-strand break repair involved in meiotic recombination
Source: RefSeq, a predicted model, not a curated record
GCAUAGCGCGUGCGCGGCAGGGCCUUGUAGUGCGCGGGGCGGAGCGAUUGCAGGUGUGAGGGCUGGUGGCGGCCCCUGGGUUCACGAUUUCUCUAGGGAGAGAGAAAAUGAGUAAGAGGAAGAAGCUUCGGACUUCAGGAAGGGAAGGACUCCAUCUUCGGAAACUUCCAAAGAACCCAAGGAUAGAAGACUCUGACGGGGCCACCAGCCAGAGCUCCCUGUUAGACUGUUUGCAUCACCCUGAAGAAUCAGAAGGUGGAUCAGGACUCACUCCUUCUGCAGAGCAGAGUGGGGAGGAACCAGGACAGGCAGCCUCCAGCUGUCCUGAUAAUGAAGCAGACGCUCCUUCCAGGCUCCUUGGGCAGCCAGAGAAGGAGCCAGUUCCCCUUCCUCCUUCCCAGAACUCAGUGGGGAAGUUCGUCCCUCAGUUUGCAAAACCCAGGAAGACAGUGACGAGACAAGCAGAGAGGAGGGAAGAACGCCUCGGGAUGGGGGUGUUCAGCUCGGGAACACUGCCAGAACCCAGUGCACAGCAGACCAGGAGCCAGCCUCGCGAAGAGUCCCCAGGACUUGCCCCUCAGGAGGCCAGGGACCUAGGACACCAGACCCAGGCAGAUGGCACCUGCACCAAGCCCAGUGGCCUAAGCCCCAUGACCCCUGGGCCCAGUGAUGCGGAUCCUCAGCCCUCUGUCUCCACCAACACCUCCCCAGAGUCGGGGACGGUGCCCUCGGCCUCAGAGAGGGCUGGCCAGGACUGCCUGUCAGAGCCUGGGACCAAUGUGCCCAAGGGUGGAAGCACGGAGGAGGGUUGGGCUCCAGGCAAUCACGGCCAAAAAGGGCCCCUGCCAGGCAGUGACACUGGAGAGACGGAGCCAGAGCAAGGAGCCCCCCAGCAGAGAGGUGCCCGAGCGCUAGCAGGUGCUGACCUACUUGAGAGGCUCCGGGAAGAAGGAGGUAGCCUCCUGGGCCCAGAGCCCCCAUCUGCAGCCCUGGGCCCUCCUCGCUCCCUGCAAACCCUUGGCAGGGAAGCAGAGUGGAGCUGGAGCUGCCCUCGGUGCCCGCCACUUGGGGCUAUUGUUAUCACAGAUGUGAACACAGACCCCGCUGAGCCAGAACACAAGGCUCUGAGGGUGGCCGUGCCAGACAGGGAGGUCAGCGCCAGGGUGCCUGCCUCUCCCAGUGGGAAGGCUCCCAACGCAGGCCGCAGCAGGGCCCUGCUCAGCUGCGCACCUCUCACUGGGGUGACCAGUGGAGGCAGAGGGGAGGCACAACGGGAAGAUGAGCCCCCUGGUGACAUCCUGGGGUGCUUUGCAGCCUCCCUGCCUCUGCCCCAUGAGACCCAAGAACCCACACUAGUAGCUGGGGAUCCCAGCCUUUCAGCCUUAGAAAUGGGCCCAGAUGUUGGUCAGACCCAGGUGCCAGGCCCGGAUCAGGAAGGGUUGGGAGGUAUGUGCUCGCAGCCUCGGCUGUCACAACCUGCAGGUGAAAAGGCAGCUGAGCUAGGGAGCCCGAGCCUCAAGCAAGACCUCCAGGGGCUCAGUUUGUCCCUCAGAGCCUCUGCUGCACCGAUGUACCAAGAAGCAGCGGGCGGCCCUCCCCAGGAUGCUGGGGCAGGCCGGGGCAGUCCAGACACCCCCACAGGCCCCGUAGGCCAGCCUUGGCGCCCCGCUGACUCUUCCAAGCAGGCCAUCUGGGAGGGGUCACCAGCCAUGGAACUCGACUUCCUGCCAGACAGCCAAAUACAGGAUGCCCUGGAAGCCCCUGGCUUUGAAGCCCCACCUGAGCAGUUUGGCUGUGCCGGAUCUUGGUUGCGCCAUGCAGAAUCUAGUUCCCUGACCAGGGAUCGAACCCGGGACCCCCUGCAUUGGGAGCAAAAAGUCUUAACCUCUGGACCACCAGGGAAGUCCCUGAAUUGUACUUUAAGUCAUAGAGUUGCCUCCGUGAGAGUCGGCCGGGCGCAUGGGAGAAACCACUGCCUAGAACAGUCAUGCCAACCUUGGCACUGCUGGCUUUGGGGGCCUGGCUGCCGUCCUGUACAUGGAAGGGGGCUGAACAGCAUCCCUGGCCUCCAGCCCCCACCCUCUGAACACAAGGAGCACCCUCUUCCAAAGGCGUGACAACCCAAAAUGUUUGCAGACACUUAUGAUGUGUCUUGGCGAUGGAGUCAUCCCUGAGUGAAAGCCGCUGAGCUGCAGACAGUUCUUCAUGUCCAUUCCUUUGUAUCCCGGGACCCUUGGCAGGUUGAGCUCAAGCCCUUCACCGCAUCCCCCACCCAGGACUUGGGUCUCCUCAGAAUAGACAGCCCUGGGCCAGCCGCUGCAAAGAGGCAAAGAGCCGUCACCUGCGCCACUGAGCCUGACAUUUUCCAUGAAAAUUAAACCACCGUUGACCUUUAGAAAUUUAAGCUUCUCAGGGUUAUCUGGCUCUCCCUCCCGCAUUAAUUAUGAAUGUUCCCUUCAAAAUAUAUUUGCAAAAUCUUUUCCUUGACAUGAAACUUGGGGCUUAUCUGGCCGACCUCUGCCCCUCCAUGCCAGCCGCCUACCUCACCACAGUCAGCACCCCCAGGGUCUUCUCUGACCCCUCCUAGAUACUGCAGGACAGGCCUGAGACCACACCAGGCCUCAGCUGUCAGGGACAGAGAAUAUGGGAUGGAACUACCCGCCGGUGGAUCAGAUCAGCUUGUCCGAAGGCUGGGGCCCAGGAGAGGUCCCUGGGGUCAGGCCCAGUAUUGAGGGGGCGGUGAGAGCAGCCGGACUGGUGGCCUGCAGGUCUGGCUGUUAUGGCGUCUGUCCCCCACACCACUUUUCUUCUGCAGGAGGAAAGCACGCCUCGGCCUUCAGAGCGUGGCGGAGGAGAAGCCAGACCUGUGUGGCCCCUCUCCCUUCUCCCAACCGGGUCACUCACAUGUGCGCACACUCUCCUUUUCCAGUUGUUUCCUGUGGGAGGUGAGCUGGACCCCUGCUGGCCUGGCACCGGCCCGCGUGCAGACAGAGGCCCCUGUGCUGAGGCCCAG